CGAGCCAGGCACGCAGGCUGAGCGCCCGGGAGACAGAAGCGCAGCGACCCACCACCGGCUGCCGGCCACCCGCGCGUCUCCAGUCCGCUGCGCUCCUCAUGGGACCCCGGCGCCUGGCGUUCUGGCUGCUCCUGCUCCUGCUCCCGCCGGAUUUUAAAGGUGCUUUGGGAAAAACCCAUUCUAGGAAUCGAAGAGGAAUCCUUGAAUUAGCUGGAGCCAUUACAUGCAGCACAGGACGCACUCCUUUUGCCUAUCUACGUUAUGGAUGCUAUUGUGGUCUAGGAGGGCAAGGCUGGCCUAGGGAUAAAGUAGACUGGUGCUGCUUUAAGCAUGACUGCUGCUACAGUAAGGCAGAACAAGCAGGCUGUAAGCCCAAGAUAGCAAGCUAUAAGUGGGAAUGUGAAGACAAUACUGCUGUGUGUGAUUCACUAGAAGACAAAUGCCAAAAAAUAAUGUGUAAAUGUGACCGCAAAGCUGCCAAGUGUUUGGCUAAAGCCCCUUAUUACCCAAGGUACAUUUUCUGGCCAAAUUUUGUAUGUGGUGACUAUCACCCAAAAUGUAAGUUUUAGUGAGACAGGAGGACACUACUCUAAUAUUUACAAAAAUCUGU
Messenger RNA from Mauremys mutica (yellowpond turtle), 610 nucleotides. It is a transcript of the gene PLA2G10, whose product is annotated as phospholipase A2 group X. Bases 99 to 569 code for a protein of 156 amino acids. Gene Ontology annotation, biological process: lipid catabolic process; arachidonate secretion; phospholipid metabolic process. Gene Ontology annotation, molecular function: phospholipid binding; calcium ion binding. The record is from RefSeq and is a predicted model, not a curated record. Lineage: Eukaryota; Metazoa; Chordata; Testudines; Geoemydidae. The transcript is spliced from 4 exons.